Molecule: messenger RNA, 387 nt
Organism: Gloeophyllum trabeum ATCC 11539
Lineage: Eukaryota; Fungi; Basidiomycota; Agaricomycetes; Gloeophyllales; Gloeophyllaceae
Exons: 2
Coding region: 1-387 (128 amino acids)
Source: RefSeq, a predicted model, not a curated record
AUGAUGGAUAAAAGUACUCUUGCGAUUGCUGUCGUUCAGCGCCAAGUUAUGAUUGUUCAAGCCUCUCGCACGCACGGCCCUCGUGAGCAGUGGCUCGACGUGCAAACAUAUGCGUCUUUCGGCGAUCGAUUAUUCCUAGCAUCUACUGUGCCACACGCACGUAUUUCAAGCCGUGACGUCCUUGCAAUCUUCCCAGCUACCGAUGUUUUCCGCGUCCCAGUAAACGGCAUGCUUGAAUUACCUCCACAGGCUUUUGCCGAAUACCUCGAAUUGAGCACUAUGUGCUUCAAGCGACACGAGAUGCUCUGGAGUAUUCACCAGGACGAAAGGGUCAAGGAAAGGUGGUGGAAGGCUGCCUCAAGGCUGCCAUUACUCCGCUCUUGCUGA